GCGUACUGAGCAUUCUGUCCUAUUAGUCUUUUCCUGCCAGCACUACGUCUCCCUCAACUACGUCACACGCACGCAGCUACGCACUAGGUCCUGGAAGCUUUGAACGCAGCGGCCAGCAGGACUCGGAGGUAAAGGAAGUGUCAGAAUCAUGUCUGGAGAUGACUUUUCGUUGGCAGAUGCUUUAGGGGACACUACACCAGCUAAGAAACCAGAUGUAAGCAACCCAAAAGGUGCCCAGCAGCAAAACAACUGGCCAGGGUCUAAUGCCUGGGGUUCAACCCCCAGUCCUGCACCAGGUUCAGGACCUGCACCUUCUGCUCCUGGUGCUGCUCCAUCACAUGCACCAUAUGGACAAGCUCCAGGAGGAAUAUACCCAGGUUUUCCUACAGGACCCCAGCCUGCCACACCAAAUGCACCUUCGGGCCCAACUGCACCCUAUCCAGGGGCUCCUGCUGGAAAUUACCCAGGAGCACCAAAUGCCCCAUCUGGACCAACAGGGUCCUUUCCAGGAGCACCUUCUGGGCAGUAUCCCACAGCUCCAAAUGCCCCUACUGGACCAGCUGGUCCAUAUCCAGGAGCUCCUGGAGGUCAAUACCCAACAGCACCAAAUGCCCCGACUGGACCUGCGGGACCUUAUCCAGGAGCCCCAGCUGGUCAGCACCCUUCAGCACCGAAUGCUCCUUGUGGGCCUUAUCCAGGAGUUCCUGCUGGACAGCAUCCAGGAGCACCUACAGGUCCUUACCCAACAGCACCUUCUGGGCAGUAUCCAGCUGCAUCCUAUCCUUCAGCGCCAUCUGGAACACCAGCACAACAUCCAAGCCCCGCUGGUGGCUCCGGCCCAACUAAUACUCCUGGUGGUCCAUACCCUGCACCUAAUAUGCCCUAUCCUGGACCUUCUGCUCCAUUUGGUCAAUCAGGUCCAUCACCUGCUGAUCCUUGGGGUUCUGGCUCAUGGGGAUCACAAGGUGGGCAGUACCCAGCACCUCCAAACAUGCCAUAUCCAGCAAGUGGGCCAUAUGCAUCUCCUGGCCAGGGAUCCGGUGCUCUCCCAUCAGUGCCGUGGGGAACUGUGCCUACGGGUCAGUGGGGACCAGGCCCCUCUGUUCCAUUCUCUGGAGCCCCUGGAUCCUAUCCAGCUCCAGGCUCAUAUCCCUGAAGAUAAAUAUGCUCCAGUAUUUGUUUCAUUGACCUCUGGGACCAGGGUGUCAUCAUGUCAUCUUUAAUCAAGAAAUGCUGGAAGAGCCGAGUGCCUAAUCAACGAAUCAUGUUUUAUUUAGAAACAUAUAGUAGCUUCUUUAUUCUACCACUUUGUAAGUCUUCAUAUUUGUUAUUUUACGGAGUGAAGAUUUAGGGCAGAGACACCUGGUCAGAUUCGGGGAGAUUAAUCGCCGGGCGACAAAUCUCCUCUUCUUCUGGCGACUAAUCUCCCUGAACUGCCUUACCGCCGGCUAGAAUGUAAAUCGCCAGCCGGAUGGCACUCGGAACGAUUAAAUUCUAGCCAGCAGGGAAGGCAGUUCGGGAAGAUUAGUCGCCCGAAGAAGAGGAGAUUUGUCGCUGGCCGACUAAUCUCCCUGAAUCUGAUCGUGUGUCUCUGUCCUUAAGAUGAAUAGUCAACCAAUUGGCCUCUGUAAUAUUCUUAUAGCCUCUCUCUUGUGUAAAGAAGAUACACCAUAUUUUUAGAUUUUGUAUUCAAGACAAGAUGCUGUUUACGUGCACAGCUCUUAUCAAUUUAAGGCACUGAUUGUUUUGAUUUAUAUUUGUAUAGCUGCUUUCUGGACACGUUUGCUUCUGUUGCAUUAUUUUCACAGAAGAUGGGAAAUAUAUUCAUAACCACAUGCCAAAAAUCAUUUUAACAGCAUGGCUUUUAAUAUUAAAGAAUUGCUGGGA
Xenopus laevis (African clawed frog) is the source of this 1887-nucleotide messenger RNA. RefSeq lists its product as uncharacterized. Lineage: Eukaryota; Metazoa; Chordata; Amphibia; Anura; Pipidae. The record is from RefSeq and is a predicted model, not a curated record. The transcript has 4 exons. Bases 264 to 1223 code for a protein of 319 amino acids.